This is a messenger RNA of Nasonia vitripennis (jewel wasp), 2563 nucleotides long. Its product is annotated as glucose dehydrogenase [FAD, quinone]-like. NCBI's taxonomy places the organism in Eukaryota, Metazoa, Arthropoda, Insecta, Hymenoptera, Pteromalidae. Gene Ontology annotation, molecular function: flavin adenine dinucleotide binding; oxidoreductase activity, acting on CH-OH group of donors. Bases 306 to 2297 code for a protein of 663 amino acids. The transcript has 3 exons. The record is from RefSeq and is a predicted model, not a curated record.
UACGAAGAUUGAGUUUGUCAAAAUUACGUAAACUCACCUUAAAGAAAAAUAAUCGUAUUCAAUUAACGCCGGCUUUUGAGUACAUAACGAUAUUUCCACAUUAACAAAAGAAAUAAUUAAUGUUUCGUAAAAUGCAAUUUUUACUUGCACGAACAUCAGUGUUUUCUUCAUUUCAGCUAAAUAUUGUAUGCAAAUACAAAAUUAAAAAAUUAGUACCAUUCUUGAUAAAGACAAAGUAUAAAACAAAAAGUUCGUGUUUUCGACCUAUUUCGUUAACUUUUGCAAGAGUCUGACAACCAAAAACAAUGAUUCGUUGGUUGCUACUUGUAGCACUAGCUGUGCCAUCGUUAUCUUCGGCAUCCUGGAGACGUCGUCCAGCACAGCAACGACAACCCAACACCGUAAAUCCCAUGGUCAGGAACAUGUACAACAUGUACAACGUGUACGGCAUGCUUCGCGAAGAUUCGAACGAGAACGCUCAAGAGGAGCUCGAUGACGUGACGCCAUCCAAUCAUACCGAAUACGACUUCAUAGUUGUCGGCGCCGGAACGGCUGGUGCCGCUGUAGCCGCGAGGCUCAGCGAAGUCCCCGACGUUAGCGUUCUCCUCAUCGAGGCUGGACCAAGAGAGAACCGGCUGAUGGAAAUACCCAUGGUUGCUGCGUACCUGCAGUUCUCCGACUCGAUCAAUUGGAACUACAAGACCCAACCGUCGGAAACUUCUUGUCUAGCCAUGAAGAAUCACCAGUGCAAAUGGCCCAGGGGCAAGGUCAUGGGUGGCUGCAGCGUCUUUAACUUCAUGGCGGCAACGAGGGGUAACCGAAGAGACUACAAUGGCUGGGCGGCCAUGGGUUGCGACGGUUGGUCCUUUGACGAAGUGCUGCCCUACUUCAUGAAGCUCGAGAACUUCGAGGUCACCGAUACCCCGGUCGAGAAGGGAUAUCACAGCACCGGUGGACCGGUCAACAUUGGAAGCGCACCCUACAGGACGCCUCUGGCCACUGCUUUCCUAGGUGGAGCUCAGGAACUGGGAUAUCAAAUAGUGGACUACGAUGGCAAGGAACAGAUUGGAUUUUCCUAUCUGCACUCGACUGUCAAGGAUGGCGAGAGAUUGUCCAGUAACAGGGCGUACCUGCAUCCUGUGAAGAACAGGACCAACCUGAUAUUGUCCAGAAACAGUAGGGUCGACAAGGUUCUCAUAGACCCCAGUUCAAAGAGAGCUUACGGAGUUCUGUUCAUCAAGAGACACGAGGUCAUAGAGGUUCGAGCCAAGAAAGAGGUGAUAGUCUGCGCCGGAGCGGUCAAUUCGCCAAAGCUCCUAAUGCUUUCUGGAAUCGGCCCAGAGAGACAUUUAUACGACCUAGGUAUCGACCUGGUCCAGAAUUUGCCUGGGGUAGGGGAGAAUCUACAAGACCACUUAUCCUACUGGAACCUAAACUUUCUUAUAAACGAGACGGCGAGCAUCAGAUCGAUGGAAUUGAUGUACCCUACCGAUAUUACCGUGGACUUCGCGGGCGACUAUAUGAAGACUAAGAAAGGUCCGUUUUCGGUGACCGGAGGAAUUGAGGCCUUGGGAUUUGUCAAUGUGGACGAGCUUAGCUCCACUGAGACGUAUCCCAACAUUGAGAUUCUGUUCGCUGGACUAUCAGCAGCUUCUGAUCCGCUGUUUCACAUGCUUCUGGGCUUGUCUGAGGAGCACUACGACGCCACCUAUAGGAACAUGCUUGGCAAAGAAUCCUUCAUGAUCCUGACGACUUUAAUAGCGCCAAAGAGCCGUGGACGGAUCCUAUUGCAAAGCAAGAGACCAGAAGAUGAUCCUGAAAUAUACGCAAACUACUUCAGCAACAAGGACGAUGUUAGGGUCUUCCAGAAAGGAAUCGAGCUGUCGAUCCAGUUGAGCAAGACCAGAGCGAUGCAGAAAUUCAACGCUACCUUAUCCGACAAUCCGAUUUUGGGGUGUGAACAUUUCGUGAAAGGCUCAGAUGCCUAUUGGGACUGCGCAAUCAGAAGUUUCUCUUCGACACUGUAUCAUCCGGCUGGAACUUGUAAGAUGGGACCUGUUAAUGACGUCAUGGCAGUCGUCGAUCCGAGAUUAAGGGUAAUCGGCAUCGAUGGGUUACGUGUUGCGGAUGCCUCGAUCAUGCCAAUGAUCAUUGCCGGCCACCCGAACAUUCCUAUUAUGCUGAUCGGCGAAAAACUCGCUGACAUGGUAAAAGAGGAUUGGGACUUAUUGUCGAACAACCAAGUUCGCAAAAAUAGAUCCUGGGAUCGUAUGUUUGCCCGUAAUAGAAGAAGCUAAAAGAGACAUAUGUAUAAUUGUGAACUAAACCGUAAAUCAAUAACUUAAUGUAAACGAAUACUGCGUGAAAAUAUAAUGAGAAAAGAAAUCGCAUGCGUAACCAUGUUUAAGUUUGAAAAAUUAAUAACAACAUGAUUUCUGCACAUAAAUGAAUCCAUCACUCAUAUUACGGUAUGAACGACAUUGAUAUUCAUCCGACUUAAAAAUGUAAAUAAUUCAUUUAGUCUAACAGUGAAUAGCGUAAAAUAAAACAUUAUAUACGUAAA